GCCAAUCGGUCCCCUCCCACACCCUACUCCGAGGGGUUGGGCAAUAGAGGAGAGGUUGGGGUUGGAGCAGCAGUGAGGGGGCCCCUCCCCGCAUCUCCCCCCCCCCACCAGACUUGGUCGCGCCCGAAGUGUAACACUUUCUCUUUGUCGGAGGAGCUCCUCUGUUUCCUGUGCAGCAGCUGUAGCAGCCCUGGCGGACGAAGGAGCAGGAGAGAUGGCAGCUGCGGAUAUAGCUCGCCAGGGCGAAGGUUGCCGAACUGUCCCCCUGGCUGGACAUGUGGGGUUUGACAGCUUGCCUGACCAGCUGGUGAAUAAGGCAGUCAGCCAGGGCUUCUGCUUCAACAUCCUGUGUGUGGGGGAGACAGGUUUGGGCAAGUCCACCCUCAUGGAUACCCUGUUCAACACCAACUUUGAGGGGGAGCCAGCCACCCACACACAGCCAGGGGUUCAACUCCGAUCCAACACCUAUGACCUCCAGGAGAGCAAUGUGGGGCUGAAGCUCACAAUUGUGAGCACCAUGGGCUUUGGGGACCAGAUCAACAAGGAGGACAGCUACAAGCCCAUCAUGGAAUUCAUCGAUGCUCAGUUUGAAGCCUACCUGCAGGAGGAGUUGAAGAUCCGGAGAGUACUGCACACCUACCAUGACACCCGAAUCCAUGUCUGCUUGUAUUUCAUUGCCCCAACAGGACAUUCGCUUAAGUCUCUGGAUCUAGUAACCAUGAAGAAGCUGGAUAGUAAGGUGAACAUCAUCCCCAUCAUUGCCAAAUCAGAUGCCAUUUCUAAGAGUGAGCUGACAAAGUUCAAGAUUAAAAUCACCAGUGAACUUGUGAGCAAUGGAGUCCAGAUCUAUCAGUUCCCCACGGAUGAUGAGUCGGUGUCUGAGAUCAAUGGAACCAUGAAUGCCCACCUGCCGUUUGCUGUUAUUGGCAGCACAGAAGAAGUAAAGAUAGGCAACAAGAUGAUGAAGGCACGACAGUAUCCAUGGGGGACUGUGCAGGUUGAAAACGAGACCCACUGCGAUUUUGUGAAGCUGCGAGAGAUGCUAAUUCGGAUCAACAUGGAGGAUCUGCGGGAGCAGACCCACACCCGGCACUAUGAAUUGUACCGCCGCUGUAAGCUGGAGGAGAUGGGCUUCAAGGACACCGACCCUGACAGCAAACCAUUCAGUUUACAGGAGACAUAUGAGGCGAAAAGAAACGAGUUCCUAGGGGAGCUCCAGAAAAAAGAAGAAGAGAUGAGACAGAUGUUUGUCCAGAGAGUCAAAGAGAAAGAAGCUGAGCUCAAGGAGGCAGAAAAAGAGCUGCAUGAGAAAUUUGACCGUCUGAAGAAACUGCACCAAGAAGAGAAGAAGAAGCUAGAGGAGAAGAAGAAAUCCCUGGAUGAUGAAGUGAAUGCUUUCAAACAGAGAAAGACAGCAGCUGAGCUGCUCCAGUCUCAGGGUUCUCAGGCUGGAGGCUCACAGACUCUGAAAAGAGACAAAGAGAAGAAGAAUUAACUCUGCUGUUUGCUGCAUGCUGCAUGAGACCCAGGGUCCUGCUUUUUUUAACCUUGUCUUCAGCAGCUGUACUAAGUCUAAAGGAGAAGACUGCCAUUCUAGAAGAGUUAGUUAGGGCUUCAUAUUGUCUCAAGCAAGAAACCAACCAGUUCCCCUCCCCUGCAACUGCGCACAUAUACACCACACUCAACAAGUGUACAUGUGUCCCUGUGUCCAGGCAAGAAGCUCUCUUCUGACUCACAUGGUGUUUUACAUGGAACUGUCUUGUCCUAAACUCACAAGGCAGGAAAAGAAUCAUCAGAGCUGGAAAUGGACCAAAUGUAACCUCAGAGAGACAACGACAAGACUUACCCAAGUGUUAAGUGACUGGGGCAGGAGACCUCAGCUGUGGGUGUAGAAGUACUGUUCACACGGUUUUGAGUUUGAUGUUUGUUCGUUUUAUUUUUUUUUAAACACUUCUCUGGUUCUGACUGUCUUCAAGCACUAUGAAACUGAUUCUGAAUAUGGACAAGAAAGUUGAGUGACAUUUGCGUCUUUGGCUUUCACAGGCUGUCUGCAGACCCCAGCAAGGAGGGAGAAAUGGAGAAAUUAACAUUCAGCUAGAGAAAGACAUGAGGGGGUUUUGAGCUUAGUGAGAGCAAAGCUUCUCGACACAAACUUCCAAGUUGCUUUGGAGGUUUUACAAGAGGCUUCUGCUCAACUUGGUAUCUGGAAGGAGAGCUUUGAUGUCGGUACAUCUGCCUUGAAUUCAUUGGCUUUACUUAACAUAUGAAUACCAUGUGAAUGUGCUCAUUGCCACGUAUUCAUCCCACAAACACCAACAUUCUGCCAUUCUGUCUCCCCGAGAGAGCCUCUUUGCAUGUUUUCCAGAAUCUGUGUUUGUUUUCCUUUCUUUGUGGUUCUUUUUGCUCCAAGGUGUGACCAGUCACUUCCCCUCUGGGGCUUUCAUUUUCCAUGAGCUACUUCCCAGAGCCAGCACUGUUUAGCUCAUUAUCUUUCUAAUGUCCAUGUCAGUUUUCAAUAAAAUUCAAAGAAAUGGCUCAGUGGCUCUAUGAUCUGCUCCCAUCAGUUGGUGGCAUGGCUCACCACAGUUCGCUUUAUAAUGGAUGGCCACCUCCUGAGUAAAUAAGUUGGGAGGCUCAGAGAGAUUCCAUGAACCCACUAAGUUUUCCUCCUCGGUGCACUGCCAUGCCUUUCCUUUCUUCUUCCUGGGUCUGGAAUUCCAAUGGGACAGGGUGGGUAUUAGCAAGUACUCUUCUGCUUUUCCUUUAAUUAGCAUUGUUUAGACUAAUCAAAUGAACUGAACUGAGCAUCAGAGAGUAGGGGGUAGGGUGAACACAGAAAAUGGCAUUCCACAGAAAAAAGAUCCAGGUAAGUUUUAAUUAUGAAACCAAAACAGCUCUUUGUUACUUCCUUCAUUUACUCCUGUGAUGUGAAUCUCCUAAUUUCCUGAGUUGAAAGGCAUUCUGUAGAUACUAAGCCUUGAGUCUCUCAGGGAUGCCUCCAUGGCAUUAAAGUGGGCAAAAGGGAAAGACGUCAGAGAUAUCAGUUUUCAUAAAUCUGGUUGUGAGUAAAGCUUCAUUUGCCUAAUGACCAAAUGCUGAAGAAAAGACCAGGGAGUCUUCUCCGUAGGAAAACCUGGAAGCCUCUGCUUGGUUACCAGAGUAAACAGCAUUGACCUGCCUCUACUCAGCGCGCACACUAGGGGGCAGCAGAGUCCCCUAUGACAUUGCUGAACAUUGAUGAUCCUGUGGAGGUGUGGGAAAAUACAGAAUUCUUAGCCUGUUGGAACAGGGGGAAAGUUACGUUAAGGAAGCCAAAAGCAGAUUGAUGAUACGGUAAAAUGCCAAACCAAACUAUCUGAUUUCCAUCCCUGGGACACACAUGGUGAAAGUAGAUGCCUGAUUCCUUGCAAGUUGUUCUCUGAUCUCCCACACACAUGCCCUGGCACUCUACUUCCACCCCCUCACAGAAGAAGAACACCAAAAUCUGAGUUUGAAGCCUUGGGUUCCGUUUCCACUACUAAAAAUAAUAAAAUCCCCAAACUCCAAAAAGCCAGUGAUGGUGUCACAUUCUUAUAAUCUCAGCAUUCAGAAAUUGUAGGGAAGAGGAUGUCUUGUCUGACCAAACAUAGUGAGUCCGGGGCCAGUCCGGGUUACUUAUCCAGACCCUGUCUCAGUAAAUCCAGCGGGGGUUGGGGGUGAGGCUUCUCUAGAAAAGGAGAGUACCAGAAAAUCCUUUCUAGAACUAAUACACAUUGAAGAUACAAAGUAUCUGAGCAUUAGGGCCAACAAGAUGCCUGAGCAGGAAAAAAGUGUCUUUGGCCAAACUUAAUGACCCGAGUUUGACCCCUCAUAUGGUGGAUAUAGAGAACUGACACAUGCAAUUGUCAAUUCUAAAUUUAAGUCAUGUGCCGUGGUUCGGGCAAAUGUGGGAACAAACUCACUAAAUAAAUGAAAAUGAAAAACAUCAUUCAUAGGUGAAGCUGGAGAGAUGACCCACAUGUUAAGAGCACUUAGUGCUUUUGUGAGGACCAGGUUCCUAAGCACACAAGCUGGGUCAGGAGUUCACAUCUGCCCCUGUAACUACAGCUUCAUGGGCUCCCUCUCCCUCUUCUGGCCUCUGAAGCUCCAGAAUUCAUGUGCACACAUACACAUAAUUUAAAAUAAUUUUUUUAUAGUAGAUCUUAUUUUUUGAGAACAUCCAUAUUGCUUUUCAUACUCCUGGACCACAUUACCUUCCAAAUAACAGUAUAUAAAGGUCCUAUUUUAUCCAUAGCCUUGCUGGCAUUUGUUCUUAUUUGUUUUCUCUCUUUUAAGUUUAUUUAUUUAUUUAUAAAUUAGUUUAUUAACUUUGUAUCCCAGCUGUAGCCCCCUCCCUCAUUCCUUCCCAAUCCCACACUCCCUCCCUCAUCUCCUCCCAUGCCCCUCCCCAAGUCCACUGAUAGGGGAAGUCCUCCUCCCCUUCCAUCUGACCCUAGCCUAUCAGGUCUCAUCAGGACUGGUUGCAUUGUCUUCCUCUGUGGCCUUGCAAGGCUGCUUAACCCUUGGGGUGGGGUGGGGUGGGAAGAGGUGAUAAAAGAGCCAACCACUGAGUUCAUAUCAGAGACAGCCCCUGUUCCCCUCACUAGGGAACCUGCUUGGACACUGAGCUGCCACAGGCUACAUCUGUGCAAGGGUUCAAGGUUAUCUCCACACAUGGUCCUUGGUUGGAGUAUCAGUCUCAGAAAAGACCCCUGUGCCCAGGAUUUUUUUGUUUUGUUUUGUUUUCAGUUCUGUUGCUCUCCUUGUGGAGCUUCUUUUCCCUCCAGGUCUUUCAUCUCCCCCUUCUUUCUUAAGAUUCCCUGUAUUCUGCCCAAAGUUUGGCUAUGAGUCUCAGCAUCUGCUUUGAUACCCUGCACAGUAGAAUCUUUCAGAGGCCCUCUGUGGUACACUCUUGUCCUGUUCACUGUUUUUCUCCCUCUUCCGUCGUCUAUCUUGUAUUCCUUUCUGAAUGAGGAUUGAGCAUCUAACCCAGGGUCCUCCUUCUUGCUUAGCUUCUUUUGGUAUACAGAUUUUAGUAUGUUUAUCCUAUAUUAUAUGUCUAAUAUUCACUUAUAAGUGACUAUAUACCAUGUGUCUUUCUGCUUCUGGGAAACCUGACUAGGGAUGAUCUUUUCUAGUUCCCACCUGCAAAUUUGCCUGCAAAUUUCAUGAUUUCCUUGUUUUUAAUGGCGGAGUUGUAUUCCAUUGUGUAAAUGUACCACAAUUUCUGUAUCCAUUCCUCAGUUGAGGGACAUCUGUGUUGUUUCCAGAUUCCAGCUAUUACAAAUAAAGCUGCUACAAACAUGGU
Molecule: messenger RNA, 5326 nt
Organism: Psammomys obesus (fat sand rat)
Lineage: Eukaryota; Metazoa; Chordata; Mammalia; Rodentia; Muridae
Gene: Septin6
Product: septin 6
Exons: 11
Coding region: 215-1495 (426 amino acids)
Biological process (GO): cytoskeleton-dependent cytokinesis; cilium assembly
Cellular component (GO): microtubule cytoskeleton; septin complex; septin ring
Molecular function (GO): molecular adaptor activity; GTPase activity; GTP binding
Source: RefSeq, a predicted model, not a curated record